AUGCCUUCCAGAUUCUUUGAAGUUAUACUGGAACACUUUGAUCAAGUUGUCGGAGAUUGUUUAUGGACUGUGUCAACUGUCUUAUUAGGUUUUGCCAACAAUAAAGCUUCCCACCGUAUAAGUUUGAAGGCUGUGGCCCUUCACCGGAUAUGUGAAGAUCGUCUAGCGGAGGGACGUAUACCUGGUGGGGCUCUUAAACCAGUUAAUGUCGACGCUGACACAACAUUUGAUGUAACUGAGCGUUAUUGGUUCCCAAUGCUGGCUGGUUUGUCUGACCUGACAUCAGAUUCAAGACCAGAGGUUAGGAGUUGUGCAAUUGAAGAGAGCUUAAUUUCCUCUGGGGAUGUGUUGUUUCGUGAAAGCGGCAUUCAUUCUCUUCAGUUGCUGUGCAACCUUUUCAACACCUUUUACAAGAGAUUUAAGGUUCAUACAGACGGUGAAAUUUAUCAGUUUGGUUCUAAUGAUAAUGGGAAGAUUUCACCACAUGCAUCCCCAUGCAGCACAAGGAAUGCUAAUGCAUCUGUUUCACAAGAUCACAAUCAAGAAUUACAAUAUAUUCCAGAUGGAUAUGAAGGUGUACCCUCAUCAUCAGGUAGAGCUCAUAAGUCCGCUGAAGCUGGGAGUCUCCAACGAAGUCAAACAAUAGGUCAAAGAAUCAUGGGAAAUAUGAUGGAUAACAUAUUUGUUAGAAGUUUUCCCUCAAAACCAAAGAGUCCUACAUCAGGGACUUCAGUUCCAUCUUCGCCGCUGAAGGUACGCAAAUCAUCUUUGGUUGUUGUAAUGGACGUCGUGCUAUCCUUACUUGAGUUUGCCGCCUCAUACAAUUCAUAUUCUAACCUCAGAACCCGAAUGAACCACGUUCCUGCAGAAAGGCCCCCUCUAAAUCUUCUUCGUCAGGAGUUAGCAGGAACUUGUGUUCAUCUGGAUGUCUUGCAAAGAGUAACAUCGGGACUCGAUAGCAAUAAUGGACAACGUCUAGAAUCUAAUGGGACUCGUGACACUGCUGAAACGAAACUGGAGGGAAUAGCAGAAGAGAGGCUGGUGUCUUUCUGUGAACAGGUACUCAGGGAUGCAACCGACCUCCGGUCUACAAUAGGGGAUACUAGCAAUUUGGGCAUUCAUCGGGUUCUGGAGUUGCGGUCCCCAAUCAUCAUUAAGGUGCUUAGAGGCAUGUGCUCAUGAACAGAAAGAUUUUCAGGAGACACCUCAGCGAUUUCUAUCCU
Messenger RNA from Hibiscus syriacus, 1223 nucleotides. Its product is annotated as brefeldin A-inhibited guanine nucleotide-exchange protein 5-like. The record is from RefSeq and is a predicted model, not a curated record. The coding region runs from base 1 to 1182 and encodes 393 amino acids. The transcript has 8 exons. Lineage: Eukaryota; Viridiplantae; Streptophyta; Magnoliopsida; Malvales; Malvaceae.